Eremothecium sinecaudum is the source of this 828-nucleotide messenger RNA. It is a transcript of the gene YFT2, whose product is annotated as Yft2p. Bases 1 to 828 code for a protein of 275 amino acids. The record is from RefSeq and is a predicted model, not a curated record. NCBI's taxonomy places the organism in Eukaryota, Fungi, Ascomycota, Saccharomycetes, Saccharomycetales, Saccharomycetaceae. Gene Ontology annotation, cellular component: endoplasmic reticulum membrane. The transcript has a single exon. Gene Ontology annotation, biological process: lipid droplet organization; phospholipid biosynthetic process; lipid storage.
AUGCGAGGAGAACAUUACCAGCCAGAAUACAAAAUGGAAAGCUCGUUAAGCAAGGUGGAUAGGGCGAUCCUUAGGCGGUACUAUGUUUUCAUUUACCCAAUCAUACUGCUGUGUGGAAUGACGGUGAGAUUCGUGCUAGGUAAAGAGAGAUUGGCGUAUGAAAUGAACCACUGGUACCUCAUUAAAAGCGAUAAUAUUUUUAAUGUGGUAUUUGCAGAUAAUGGGAAUAAGAUCUGGAUGACAUUAAUAUGUUUUCUGGCUUUUCAACAGUUUUCAAUAAGAAAUCAAGCUGCGUUUAGGCUUCCAUUAUCUUCACGUAAUAUUGGCGCCAAUGAGGCAUAUAACUAUAGAAGUGCGUUACAGCUGGGACUUCAGUAUACAUUCAAGUUUACUAUGGUUAAGUUCCUCUUAUUUAUUGAAUUUUGGUUUAUUGAUCAUGUAUUUAUGUGGACUGGUGGCUAUUGUAGUAUCGAUAAUAUUAAAAAUGCAAUGGAAUGCCACGGCAAGGGCGGUAAAUGGGAGGGUGGAUUUGAUAUAAGUGGCCACUUCUGCUACCUUAUGACGUGUAGUCUGGCACUGUGGUUUGAAUUGACUGACCUAAUAAAGUAUACUGUAACUAACGAGAUACCGCAGGCGAAAUUGAUGAAAGUUACCAAGUAUUCGACCUUGACGGUACUAGUGAUGUGGCUUUUGCUACUAAGCGUGACCUCGAUAUAUUACCACACUUUGAUUGAGAAGGUUCUGGGCGUGCUUAUGGGAUACUUGUGUCCAUUUAUUCUAUACAUUUAUAUUCCCUAUCAUUAUAAACUACAGAAAAUACUAUAUUGA